Coniophora puteana RWD-64-598 SS2 is the source of this 522-nucleotide messenger RNA. Its product is annotated as ATP synthase d subunit. NCBI's taxonomy places the organism in Eukaryota, Fungi, Basidiomycota, Agaricomycetes, Boletales, Coniophoraceae. The coding region runs from base 1 to 522 and encodes 173 amino acids. Gene Ontology annotation, molecular function: proton transmembrane transporter activity. Gene Ontology annotation, biological process: proton motive force-driven ATP synthesis. The record is from RefSeq and is a predicted model, not a curated record. The transcript is spliced from 5 exons.
AUGGCUUCGAAAACUGCUGCUGCCGCUGUGGACUUCACGCGGAUUUACACGACGCUCGGCUUGGGCAAGGAGACCAUUGCUUCCCUCCAGGCCUUCCGCAAGCGGCACAGCGAGGCCCAGCGCCUGCAGGCACAGUACGCCUCGCAGCCGACCACCGUUGACGUUGCACACUACCGCUCUGUGCUGAAGAACAAGGCAAUCGUUGACGAGGCCGAGAAGCUGCUCAAGUCCUUCACGCCCGUCACAUACGACGUCAAUGCCCACGUUAAGGCCAUUGAGACUUUCGAGACCAAGGCCGUCGCCAAGGCCAAGGAGACCGCUGAGAAGAUUGACGUUGAGCUGAAGGAGCUCCAGACCACGCUUGCCAACAUCGAGGGGGCGCGUCCUUUCGAGGACCUCACCGUCGACGAGGUCGGCGCUGCGCACCCACGGAUAACGGAGGCUGUCGAAAACAUGAUCAAGAAGGGCAAGUGGACAGUCCCAGGCUACAAGGAGAAGUUCGGAGACCUCUCGCUCAUGUAG